AUGAUAGGUACGGAUUCGUAUCUAAUAACUAUUGAAUUUCCUGAUAAAGAAGAUAAGAAUUCAAUCUCAGAUUAUCGCUAUUCCGAUAUUGAAGUUACAGUCAUCGAUUUGACGAAAAUGGGUAAUGACUUAGAACCCUUGAAGGCACAGCUGCUUGGAAAAGGUAUUAUAAGACUAUAUAGAGAGUUAGAAGAUGAGGAUGGAGAGAUAUCGUCUUUUAAUAUACUGGAUCAUCCAACAGAACUCAUCUCUGGUGAUGAUACGAUGGUGGCAGUCGUGGCUGUUCCAACCUAUUUUACUGCCACAGAUCUAUUAGGAUUUAUAGGAGAGUCAAAUAUGAAGCAUAUUUCACAUAUUCGGAUAUUGAAAAGUGAUAAACCAAAUCGAUUCUUAGUAUUAAUCAAAUUUAUGGAUAUUAUUAAAGCAGCAGAGUUUCAUCAUAACUUCAAUGGGAAGAUGUUCAAUUCAAUGGAACCAGAAACAUGUCAUGUUGUUUAUGUUAAAGGAGUACAGGUUGAACAUCUGGACAAUCAACUUGAUGACAGAGAGAAUACACUUAUUCCAUUUUUAUUACAAGAUCCUUUCACAUCUCCUGCUCCUUCAUUACCCAACAGUCCAAAUUCUAAGGGGUUCUCACUUAUAUCUACAGAAAAGCCAUUAAUGGAACUUCCAUCAUGUCCCGUUUGUCUUGAAAGAAUGGAUGCAACAGUGACAGGUUUGCUUACAAUUCCAUGUCAGCAUACCUUUCAUUGUCAAUGUCUAUCAAAAUGGAAGGAUGAUACUUGCCCCAUUUGUCGUUAUUCAAAUAAUUUUUCAAAUUUAAAAGUACGAAGAACAGUAAGGAGAUUGCUGCAAAUAGCUUUACCAAGACGUCGAAGUAGCGCCAUUGAACAGGAAGUACCGGAAACAUGUUUUGAUUGUACUGAUAAUGAAAAUUUAUGGAUUUGUCUUAUUUGUGGUAACGUUGGGUGUAGUAGAUAUGCCGAUGGUAAACAUUCGCUCAAACAUUUUAUUGAUACAGGUCAUUGUUUUGCCAUGGAAGUUAACACCUCAAGAGUGUGGGAUUAUGCAGGUGAUAAUUAUGUACAUAGGUUAGUGACAAAUGAGUCAGAUGGGAAAUUAGUGGAGUUACCUGAUAAAAACUCAAAUUCAGAAAAAGCGGAGGAAAAAGUUGACGAAUUAGGCUUUGAAUAUUCUCAGCUUCUUGUUAGUCAGUUGGCAUCGCAGAGAGACUAUUAUGAAUCAUUAUUAGAAGAGCAUGAUGCUCCCAAAUCAAGGAGGGGAUCUAAGCCAGUUGAUUUAGAAACUACAGUUGAAAAAUUAACUGAGAAAAUUGCAAAUUUAACUGACCAAAUUGUUCCUAGUUUGAGAGAAAAGAUUUCACAAAAGGAUGCAAAGCUUAAUAGUAUUUACAAAGAAUUAAGUACAUCGAAUACGAUAAAUAAUGCGCUUUCGGCCAAAGUGGAUUAUCUUGUCAAAUCAAAUGAGGAUUCUCAAUCAAAAAUCAAGCAGCUUGAACAGGAAAAUAAGGCGUUAAAUGAACAGGUCACAGAUUUAAUGUUUUUCCUUGAUAGUCAGGAUAAAUUUAAGGAUGAGCCUCAAGAUGUAAGAGAUGGUACCAUAGUGAUACAAGAACAACCUAAACUUAGACUUAGGGGUAAUAAAAAGAAACUUUGA
Molecule: messenger RNA, 1677 nt
Organism: Scheffersomyces coipomensis
Lineage: Eukaryota; Fungi; Ascomycota; Pichiomycetes; Serinales; Debaryomycetaceae
Exons: 1
Coding region: 1-1677 (558 amino acids)
Biological process (GO): Ras protein signal transduction; protein ubiquitination
Cellular component (GO): cytoplasm
Molecular function (GO): ubiquitin protein ligase activity; zinc ion binding
Source: RefSeq, a predicted model, not a curated record